Cladocopium goreaui is the source of this 851-nucleotide messenger RNA. NCBI's taxonomy places the organism in Eukaryota, Dinophyceae, Suessiales, Symbiodiniaceae. The record is from the annotation of a GenBank genome assembly.
CUCAAAUCAGCGCGGUCUGCCCAACAUGACAGGCCAUCGAAUCAAAUCAUGGCCAUUGUCACCCUCGCUGAAGGAUCUCAAGGCAUCUAGAAAAACAAUCUCCAAAUGGUCACUGCUACGGUGGCUGAAACCAGAAAUUGCCUUUGGGGAAACAUUUUGGCCAGAGGUCUUCAGUGCCUUAACGAUGUUGUUUCCAGCACUUCAUGGCUACUACAUGGCGCCUGAUAUUGCUGCGGACGCAUCCUUUCCACCAGGCGUAUGGGCUUUGCUAUAUGCAACUCUUUUUCAUUGUCCGGUCAGCAUGGCUUACCACCUAGCCAAUGCUGCUUUCUAUGGGAUGUCAGGGUAUGAUGCCUUGAACACACCAUUCCGGACCGCUGACCUAGUAGCCAUCCAUUUGUGCUGCAUUGCUUUUGGGUGGGCAGAGUCGCACGGAGAUAUCUCCUACACUAUCUUCCUCAUAGUGAUCAACGUUGGAUGCAUCCUUUCGUUGCUGCGCAGUUUGGCCCUGGGAAGGCGUGGAGGCAGGCAUGAGAACUACUGGGUGGCGUUUGCUGUUUUCCUGUACACCCUACCAGUUCUCAUGCGUUGCGACUACAUCAAUUAUGUGGGGAUUGCGGCGUCUUGGUGCCUUGCAUGCAUUUUUCAGUCUCUGGGUCCCAAGAUGGGAGGUUGGGGACACGGGUUUUUCCACCUCAUGCUGGUGCCAUACUUGCACUUUUUGAUGCGUGGCGCUGCGGCCACAAAUUGAUGUUGUCGUUUUCUAGGCCUGGCGCUGAAUUGGCUGCUGCUUGGGCCAUGUCAAAGACAAAGCGCAUAAUUAUCGGCAUAGAAAAAAGGACAGAAAAAAG